This is a messenger RNA of Brassica napus (rape), 2383 nucleotides long. RefSeq names its product low-specificity L-threonine aldolase 1-like. The transcript is spliced from 6 exons. The record is from RefSeq and is a predicted model, not a curated record. Lineage: Eukaryota; Viridiplantae; Streptophyta; Magnoliopsida; Brassicales; Brassicaceae. Gene Ontology annotation, molecular function: L-allo-threonine aldolase activity. The coding region runs from base 1508 to 2368 and encodes 286 amino acids. Gene Ontology annotation, cellular component: cytosol. Gene Ontology annotation, biological process: L-threonine catabolic process; glycine biosynthetic process.
UUUCUUGUAGUGCGUUUCCUAAAUAAAUUAUGUAGCAUAUAGUAUACACAUAAUUUGUUCAAAAUUACAAAUCAUUUGUUGAGAAUGAUUUGAUCUAUAAUCUAUUAGAAAAAAUAGCGUGUUAAGGAAACACAUGCCGUGUAAGUUAUACGAUAAUAGCAUGUUGUAAUUAUUUUUUGGAGGGUCAACUGAUAACAUGUUAUUGAGUUCACAUUAGUAUAAUGCCAUUUUAAAACGGGUUACAUAAACGUUCUUGUUUUAAACUCCAAACUAUUAAUUGGUGGGAGAAAAAUUCUAAUAAGAAACUUCGUCAACCCUCAUGGCCUCAUCAACCAUAUAUAUUUUAAUAAUUAAAAGUUACCUGGCUGAGUGAGAUGUUUUAUUGCAAGCUAAAACAAUUUUAAAAGAAAAAGUACGUAUCGAAAACUUUCAUGCAACAUUUGAAGAGUUAAUGUUUCACCAAUCCAUGCAUAAUCUCAUAUUUCAUAUUCUAAAGUUCGUUGAACGUUUACUGCAGCGUCACCACUCCAAAAAUGAAAUAUACAAACUUAUUAUCAUUACAGAUCGCUCUCGUUGCUGGAAAGUUUUCGUUAUGAUUUAUGAAAUAUGUCUUAUUGGUUCGACCAGUAAAAGUGUCUGGCGGGUAAACUGAGUUCGAUCGUCAUCGAAAGUUCAAUUUCCACUCAGAUUUUUUCUUAACUAUUUGGUGUAGGGCCACUACAAAACAAUUGUAUAUACGUAUAGCGUAUGCUUUCACAAUUAUUGAAGAAAGAAAGAAAGAAAGAAAGAAAGAAAGAAAGAAAGAAAGAAAGAAGAAGAAAGUCCCAUAUGAAUGAAAUAAACAUAUAGCAAAGUCUCAAAAUUUGGUGUCACGCUUAUAACGAUUGUAUAAUUUUAGUUUAUUGUAGAGAAGAAAAAUGAAAAAUAAAAAAGAAUAAAAUCUGGAAAAAUCCGAUAGAGACGGAGACGCCAUGAUCCAUGAGAGUAGAAGUGAAACGUGGGACCUGACUCAAUUUAUAUCACAGUCACAUUUCUAUAAAUAGGAGAGACAUGCAUGAAGGUAUGGAGUCACAGCUGCUCCACACUAAGUUUAGAGACUUUGAAAAAGUAUUGACGACUAGUGGGUGAGAGACAUCUUCUCUACUUAAGUCUUUCUUACUAAUCAAGUGGCCGCAACAAGCUUAUUUAAUCAAGCUCAAGUUGGAAUCAGAAACAAGAACAUCCUUCUUCAUUUACACAGUACUCGUUUUCUGUCAUGAAUCAUGAAGUGGAUGGUCCAUAACCUAGACCAUACAAGUUCAAGACUAGAGUUCAUUGGGGGUUUACAUUCACCCACAUGGAAGACCCAUUCAAACUUAGUCUUUAUGAGUUUGACCAUGUCAUUAUGUAAAGUAUCUUUGUAAUCAAUUCUCCCUUUGACUCCACCUUGUAUGAACCACUAUAUAUAGUGGUGUAAGCAAUAAGAAAUAUACAACACAUUCUCACAAAUCUUCUCUCAAAUCUUAACAUGUUAUCAGCACGAGACUCUCUCCACCUGAGCAAUCCCAUCCGCCGGCCAUCUCUUCCGGCCCUCAGCCUUGCUCCGCCGGCCAAGUCUGUCCCUCUCACGGUUUUCCGGCCAGCUCCUCCACCUCUCUCUCAACCAGCUCAUCCGCGGAUUAGCUCUCUCUCACGGUGGUCCAUUCAGAUCAAUUUGGUGUUUUCUAAAAGGGCUUUUAAGAUGGUGACAAGAAGUGUGGAUCUACGAUCAGACACCGUGACAAGACCCACUGAUGCUAUGCGCGAAGCAAUGGCUAGUGCAGAAGUGGACGAUGACAUCCUUGGCUACGACCCAACAGCUCGACAUCUUGAAGAGGAGAUGGCUAAGAUGAUGGGUAAAGAGGCAGCUCUCUUCGUGCCAUCCGGCACAAUGGGGAAUCUAAUAUGCGUUAUGGUUCACUGCGAAGUGAGAGGCAGCGAGGUGAUUCUUGGAGACAACUCCCACAUCCAUGUUUACGAGAAUGGAGGGAUAUCAACAAUAGGAGGCGUGCAUCCCAAGACAGUCAAGAAUGAAGAAGACGGGACGAUGGAGUUGGGGGCUAUAGAAGCAGCUAUUAGAGACCCUAAAGGAAGCACGUUUUAUCCAUCUACAAUGUUGAUUUGCUUGGAGAACACACACGCCAACUCUGGUGGGAGAUGUUUGAGCGCUGAAUACACAGAUAGUGUUGGAAAGAUUGCGAAGAGACAUGGACUGAAGCUUCAUAUCGAUGGAGCUCGCCUCUUUAAUGCUUCCAUUGCACUUGGAGUUCCAGUCCAUAGGCUUGUAGAGGCUGCUGACUCUGUUUCGGUACCGUCUUCUCUCUUUCUAACAUCUGAAAAAAAAGUUUAGAUAAAAGAUAACUGA